Molecule: messenger RNA, 1859 nt
Organism: Toxorhynchites rutilus septentrionalis
Lineage: Eukaryota; Metazoa; Arthropoda; Insecta; Diptera; Culicidae
Exons: 5
Coding region: 110-1213 (367 amino acids)
Source: RefSeq, a predicted model, not a curated record
UAUACUCCAUUCAACUUAAGCAUCAGAAUGGUUGAAUGAUAGAGAUGAGCAUGAACUGUAGCACUGAUAAGAAUGUCAUAGAUUAAUAAUCGUCACUCGUAGCUCCGCCAUGGAACGAAAGCGAAUUUGGAUUUUCUUGCUCGCAGUGGUUCUGAUCGUCCCCCAAGCCGUCGACGGCUGGUAUUACAACUGUUUUGUCGAAUCCUCUGUGAUUCUUGAGGAUGGCUGCAAUUUGAAGAACAUCGUGGUUGCGAAAGACAUAGAUGCGGAGAACAUUUAUUUCCCCCCGACGAACAUAAACUUCUUCCAGUCGAAUUUUUCAACAUUUUCACCAGCUUUAGGCAGACGACUAGCCGUUGAAACGGAAAGUGUUCAUUUCUACAAUUGCCUCAUGCCAAAAUUUGCCAUUCCACUGGCGGUCAAGAGGAUUGGAAUUUUCUUCAACAACUUGCAAACCGUGUAUUCCAAUUACUUAUUAGAGAAUCAACUCGAGCUGCUGAUUAUUAUGAAUACUAAAAUUACAAACAUCCGAUUCGUAGAGGUGCUCAACAAAUUGCGCUUUCUACGCAUCGUGGGGAACCCUAUUAGAUAUGUUGAUUUCGGACGAUUUCGCAAUCUCACAGCUCUUGAACAUAUUGAUCUGAGCGAAAAUCAGAUAUAUAAUAUCGAUCCCGGAUCGGAACCGAUUGUGCUGCCAAACUUGGUGAAAUUGUUUCUGCACAAAAACUUUCUAAUUGAGUUUGACAGCAGUAUGUGGUACUUUCCGAGCUUAUACAGUCUUAAACUGCACAAGAAUUUCAUGCGAUCCAUGAAUGUGAAGGAGCUGGACAGGGCAGCGCCGCAACUUGGCGAAAUUAGUUUGAGUGAAAACCUGUGGAGUUGUCGGCGGUUCACUGCGGUGAUUCGUCACUUGAGCAGUCGGAACAUAACCUAUCUGGAUGAUGAAGCGAAAACCAACUGUAACUCGAUUGAUCACUAUCAAUACGUUACUUUUUCGGCAUUGGAUGACAUAACCGAAACGAGGCUAAUGUUGGCGAGACUGAACAGCACCGCUUCGGAGCACUAUCAAAAUGCUAAAUCUGAGGUAUUGAUAGAUGUGUUGAAGAGAAACGAUGCUGUAGAGAGUGGAUUAACUGAGCUCGAAGCCGGGCUGCGGAAGCUGUUUAUCAAAUACAAUAAACUGAAACUAUGGAUACUGAACGAUAGAUCGUGAUUUUUUGUCCGUUGGAAUAAACAGUAUAUACUAAUCGAAAAUAAUAUGAUAUUUUAACCAUUAUAAAAACAUUCAACAGAGUAUCACAAUGUUAUACAAUAGUAUCUCUCUCGCCUCUCUUCUGUCUUCAUGUGUCGUUAUCGGAGAUUGUGGCUGAUUCGCCGCCGGCAGCAAAAUACUUCGCCAAUAUGCUGCAAUUUUGAACAUGUUUCCGCCGCCAGAAUCGAAACACAACGGCAGAAGAAGAUUGCUCGAAUGAGUACAUAAGUUAUAGGCGAACUCAUCAGUGACGACAAUGAUAGAGCGUAAAUCCCCAGGCUGAACGGGCCGACGAUCGUCCGUUGGAGCGGCGGAGUCACGGUGGCCAAUGACUUCUGUGCAGUGCUUCCCCCCUGUAAGCCCGUAUGUCAUCCCGUGCAAUGCAAGUUUCAUUUUGUGCAUAAAUUAGAAAUUAUUUUGCCCAUCUCGAGGUCCGGACGAAGUCCUGCUUCUUCUGCUCUAGCUUCUGGUUAUGAGCUUGAUCAGAAAAUGAAUCGAUCGGUCGGACUCGUGAGUGGCCACUUCCACCCAGCGUCUUCCCCGAAGCCCGGCACGAAUCGUGUUGGAUUCUCGGCCGAGGAUGGCCAACUUCAGCAGGAUUAAUGCC